Molecule: messenger RNA, 408 nt
Organism: Morchella importuna
Lineage: Eukaryota; Fungi; Ascomycota; Pezizomycetes; Pezizales; Morchellaceae
Exons: 1
Coding region: 1-408 (135 amino acids)
Source: RefSeq, a predicted model, not a curated record
AUGGGAAUCGUUCACGCCUCUGUCAUCAUUGAGGAGAUCUACACUCCCUCUACUGGGAAUGGUUGUCUUCACAUCCACAUACCCGCCCCACCCCCCACUACUACCUCUGCCACCGUUACCGUCCAGUCUCCCCUUGUUUUUCACGUCAGGGCCCCUCCCCCUCCGCAAGCCUCCCCUCCACAAGCUCCCCCUCCUCAGGCUUCCCCUCAUGCUUCCCCGGCCCUAGUCUCCCUCGCUAUAGCCUCGAAGCCAAAGAAGAAGUUUCUCGGCCUGCGUUACAAGGACACAGGACAUAUUGUUCCGUUCGUCGACGCGAAGGGAAAUUACGUCUCGGCGGACACCAAGGAGUUGAUCUGGGUCCCCAGCUUGGGAAGAUGGGUUGGAGGGCCCAAUUAUGUGCCCCGUUAG